AUGCCUCUAACCCCAGUACACUUCUUCUCGCACGGCUCCACCGCCAUGUUAGGCGAGGAGUCCGACUCGGCCGACUACUGGCAGAGAUGCGGCCAAGCGGCGUUGGAUAAUGGGAUCGAGCAUGUGGUGAUCAUGGGCGCCCACUGGGUCACAACCGGGGACAGCAUCCAAAUCGCCACGAACCCCACCCCCGCCAAGAACCCCAUCGGCGGCGUGCACCCCUCCAAAUACGUGCCCUACCACCUCAACCCGGACCUGCCCAUGUGCAACCGCGUCCAGCAGCUCCUCCAAUCCGCCGGCUUCAACGCCACCCCCAACCCCACGGUCGACUGGAUCCACGACAUUUAUCUCAUUCUCAUCCGCACAUUCCCCAAGCAAUGCCCGCCCACCACCGUCCUCAGCCUCAACGCCCGCUUCGACCCGCACUACCACCUCCGCGUCGGCGCCGCCCUGCGCCCGCUCCGCCAUGAAAAGGUCCUGUUCAUCGGCUCCGGGGGCACGGUACAUAACCUCUACCGCAACACGUGGGGGCCGCUGCUGCGGUAUGCGGAUAACUUCGCGAUGGAGGCGCCGCCGGGGGACUGGGCGCUGGCGUUUCGGCAGGAGAUGGAGGAUGCGGUCACCAAAGCCGCCAGGAAAGGGUCCGGGGUGGGGCUGCGGAAGGCGGUGACGGGGUUGUUGAAGGUCCCCAGGUAUCGGGAGGCGCAUGCGACGGAUGAUCAUAUUAUGAGUUUGAUGUUCGUGGCGGGGCUGGUGGGCGAUGUGGAGGAUACAGGUGAUGCUGGGAGUGAAGGGGUGGAGAUCGGGGCCGAGGAUUGGGAGUUGACGAAUAUGUGCAAUACCCAGUUUACCUUUGGGAGGUGGUAA
Molecule: messenger RNA, 867 nt
Organism: Aspergillus japonicus CBS 114.51
Lineage: Eukaryota; Fungi; Ascomycota; Eurotiomycetes; Eurotiales; Aspergillaceae
Product: DODA-type extradiol aromatic ring-opening family dioxygenase
Exons: 2
Coding region: 1-867 (288 amino acids)
Molecular function (GO): zinc ion binding; oxidoreductase activity, acting on single donors with incorporation of molecular oxygen; ferrous iron binding
Source: RefSeq, a predicted model, not a curated record